AUGUGCAAGGGAUUCGGAUCAACCUUGACUGGCCCUGCUCUCCAGUGGUACAUCAAUCUUCCUACCAAGUCCAUCAAGUCCUUUGCAGCCCUCAGCGACAAGUUCGUAGAGCAAUUUGCUAGUAGUCGCAACCUAGAGAAGAACUCAGACGACCUCUACGAAGUCCUCCAGCAUAGGAACGAACCCCUUCGUUCCUACAUAGCACGCUUCAACCAAGAGAAGGUGGCUACCCCUCAGUGCAACGCUAAUACGACUAUCUCAGCCUUCAAGCGGGGCUUACUUCCGGAGGGAGAUCUCUACAAGGAGCUGAUCAAAUACAAAUGCAGGACUAUGGAGGAUGUGUUGUCUCGUGCUUGGGCUCAAGUAAGGUGGGAAGAAGAUGUUGCUAGUAAGGCCAAAGCCUGUCCGAAGUACCAUCAGAAGUCCUCAAAGCGAACUACGAAUGAUCGUGAUGAGCCCUCUCAUCCCAAGUCCGCUAGGGAGACUAGUAACCCGAGCAGGGGCAGGUACCAACAUCGACCUUUGCCUAGAUCCGAGGGGAUGAUGGUGUCCACUUGGCCUGAUAUCUCUCAUCUUGCAAUAUCAAAACCAGAACUGAUCGGUGUCCUACGACAAAUGGGUCCUCAAGUCAAGUGGCCUCCUAAGAUGAAGGCCGCAGAGGCUAAUCGAUACCCCAAACGGUGGUGCGAGUUCCAUAGUGAUCAUGGUCACACUACGGAAGAUUGUAUAGCCUUGAAGAUGGAGGUCGUCGAGUUUCUCAAGAAAGGCUACCUAAGAGAGUUCCUCUCAGAUAAGGCCAAGAACCUUCUAAAUAAGGAAGGUUCCAGCCUUCCUACCGAAGCAGCUCCCGCAUUGCCACCACAGCAAGACCGGGUGAUCCAUGUCAUCUCAGGCGGAUCAGAAGUAAGCGGAAUCAGUAGUGCCACUGCCAAGAGAAGGACUCGCAACGCUAGGAAAGGCCAAGAGGCCGAGGGUCCUAAGCGCCUGCUCCUCGGAAAGUCCUUGCUCCUCACCACGACGCCCUUGUCAUCUCACUUACCAUAG
Molecule: messenger RNA, 1044 nt
Organism: Raphanus sativus (radish)
Lineage: Eukaryota; Viridiplantae; Streptophyta; Magnoliopsida; Brassicales; Brassicaceae
Exons: 1
Coding region: 1-1044 (347 amino acids)
Source: RefSeq, a predicted model, not a curated record